AAAACACGUGGACGCUGUCAGUCAGUCUGGCGUUCCUUAUUUCAGGACUGAACGUGAAUGGCAAUUAUGUUUCGUGAAUUUAUAAUGAUUGUGACUUUGCCAAAUGUCAAGAAUUGCAAAAUGGCGGUUGUUAGAACAGAUUCGUCGUUGCGAGACAGCGUCAAUGGAUGACGAUUUGAGCACAGAAAAGGAAAGUGAAACAACAAGUGAAUUACACACAGAAGCCAGCUCAUCUCAAACCGGCACAGUUGUUACAGUACCUGCGCCCAACGAAAGUCCUGCACAACAGUUUAUAUUGCUAUCACAGCCAGGAAAUGGUCCCCUAACAGUUGGUGUGCAAAAUGAUUCUGUCGGUGAACCUGCUUCAAAACUGAUCCGUCUGGAAGGAGAAGAUGGCCAGACGUAUGUGUUGGCAGUUGCAGGUGUGACAGGAGAUGCGGCUGGUAUUACAGAGCUUCAGAAGACAGAAACUGUCAACGCUGACAUCUCAGAUGUGUCAGGAACUGUCACUCAGGUGAAGACAGAGAAGACUGGGAUAGCUGGCCCCAGCAAGAAGUCGUCUAACUCGGCCGAAGAUGUCACACAAGCAUGGUUCACGACCAGGGAUGACAAGCGGGUCUUGCAGAGUAAAGGCCAUACCUGGAAACAAGGUCAGUGGACGAAGGAUGAGACGGAUCUGUUGAUGGAGAAUAUCGAUUCAUACUGCAAAGAACGUGGCAUCAAGGACCCAACAGAGAUCAUCUUUGAAAUGACGAAAGAUGAAAGAAAGGACUUCUACCGCACAAUAGCCAGAGGUUUACAGCGGCCCCUGUUCUCUGUUUACCGACGAGUAACUCGCAUGUAUGACCAGAAGAACCACAUGGGCAAAUAUACCCCUGAGGAGAUGACCAAACUUCGGGAGUUGCGUAUGAAGCACGGCAACGACUGGGCAGCUAUUGGAGCAGUACUAGGUCGGAGUGCAUCUUCUGUGAAGGACAAAUGCCGACUGAUGAAGGACACAUGCAAUGCAGGAAAAUGGCUGCCAGAAGAAGAGAGAAGACUAGCAUCUGCUGUGUAUGAGCUUGCAGGAGUAAAGAUGGGAGAGAGUGUCACGCACGGUUUAUCAUGGGCUGCUGUGGCAGAGAGAGUGGGGACAAGGUCUGAGAAACAGUGUAGAACCAAGUGGCUCAACUACCUCAACUGGAAGCAGAAAGGCGGGUCCGAGUGGACUCGUCAAGACGACAUCAAUCUUAUACUCAAAAUUGCUAGUCUGGGAGCCUCGGAUGACACUGAGAUUGACUGGAACGAACUUUCUAGCGACUGGUCAAGUGUGCGUUCCCCCCAGUGGCUACGAGGCAAGUGGUGGUCACUCAAGAGGCAUGUGCCCGACUACCAGGACCUUGUCUUUGCAGAUAUCAUUGAAAUCCUGAAGACGAUGCAUUACCAGAACGUUCGCAUCAAGAGCCCAGGGGUGAGGUUGAGAGUGCAGGGUCGUCAGGCCAAUGGUGAGAUCGGCCUGCAGGUCCCGGUGAGUCUACAGCCUGGUGUGUCUCUAGACGGGGAGGACUCGGAGCCAACAUUCCAGGCCUACGAGGUCCUGCAGCAGUGGACACCUGGCAACUCUAACGCACUGCUGAUCACACAACCUCACAACAACCCUGCUGUCUCCUUCAGCGGCGCCAGCACCAUGUCCACAGAUCACAUCAUCGUCCACACACUACCAGUGUCACAGUCCGACGGCCAUGUAAAGAGUGGGGAGAAUGUGACAGUGCAGAUGAACCACCAGCCCCACGUCAUCAUUAGUGCAGCAAGUGAUGACGGCUCCCUGGACGGGUCUGUCAUUACCACUUCCAUUCAGCUGCCGGACGGCAUGGACUCGUCAGAGCAAGAAUGCCAUCAGUACCAGCUGUCCAGUGAAGCUUGUCAGAUGAUAGAUGGUCAAGGGGAGAUAAUUACUGGACAGUUUGCUACUACAGCUGUGUCCGCUGCAGAUCUCCAAUCAGAUGUGGCCCAGUCAGUGUUGAGUUCUGGAGCUUCGGGGGCUGACAUUGUGGUCCUCGAGCCAACAUCACCGCCACAUUUCUCACAGUCCAACAGUAACGAUGGCAAUGAACUUAUGAGUGGCUUUUCAGAUCCAAUCCUCACAUCAGAUGCAACAGAACUGAUGGGAUCAGCGUCCGACUGUGAGACUGACAAGAGUCAGACUGGGCUGAGUGAAGACAUACAGUGAUAAUUCCCCCUGGGUCAAGGUCAUCUGAACCAGGCACUUUGUCAAGACUACAUUUGUCAUGGUCACAAUAAGGCAUUAUGUAAACUGUUCAGUGAUGAAGCAUGUCAGGUUAUGACAAUUGUGAUUUUGUUUUCUACAUGUGCCAAUUUGCAUACAGGGAUGGCAGUCUCUGUACGGAUGAUUAUGUGGGUGUGGCUGUAUGAAAGUUUUCCAGGGAUGAGAAUGACACUGAAAGUGAGAUAGAAAUGGGGGCACUAUAUGCUUAUGAGUGUAAUUGCAUGUAUCACUAAAGUGACACUUGACAUAAUGAUGUCUGUGUAGAUCUGCUGACAAUGUUCAUCCAUAUUGUGCACUAACAAUUCAGUGUGACUUUUCUUUUCUUUCUCCAUCAAAAUACAUCUUUCUGUGAUAUACAGACGUCUCUAGUUGGAUUUGUUGAUUGGGCUUCAGUAUGGGGUGCUGGUAACUACAAGGUUGACUUUCUUGCAUACCCUUGGAUUUAAGGUUCACUAACCUGUCUGUACACCUCUAUACUCUACCACAAUGACUCUUUUUCUUCCUGCUUCGUGUCACACGUGAUUGUGGCUUCUCAGUUUACGUUGUGUCAGUUUUUCCUGAUCUACCUUCUUAGAGUAGAUAAAUGAUUUAUUUAUAACCUGGGCAUCAAAUUACCAGUCUGAAAUUACCGAGUUGUCUUGUUCCAUGCUGCUUUCACAGUAGUUACAGCCAGGCUGCGUGGAUCAUAGUGCAUAAGGAAGUUUGGUUAUAUCCAUAUAAUAAAGUGGAAUAGUUGAAUGUGUGGAAGUCGUUUUGCACUGUCCAGUACCAAACUGCAUUUUCUGUGGUUUUAGUAUUUAACCUCAUAUACAAAUCAAAAUGAGUUCCUGUUUUGUAUUUCUUGGCUGAUGUAAUAUGAAAAUAUAAGUUGGGUCCCUACAGAAACUGUAUUGUGAAAAACAUCGGGUUCUUCUUACAAGUUUGUACAAAACAAGGCACACAUGUUAUUGCCUGUGUCACAAUCAAUAUGUUAUAUGCAAGUGUCUUGCGCAUACAGGUGCUGUAUGUGUUAUAAGAGAUGUCUGAUGCUUGCGAAUAUGUUAAACUUCCUUCUGCAGAUAAUGUGUAUUUAAAAUGCGCUAAACUCCUUUCACUAGGUGAGUGCUCAUAGUGCUUACAAUCAAAGCACAGCACAUUAUGACCCCGACAACACAAGCUGCCUUUGAGGCGUUAGAAGGUUAACAGUUUCAUGGCUUAUCCCACUGGGUACCCAUUUUCUGCUGGGUGAACAGGACAAGUCCUAGAAACACUUAGGAGUCAAGCUGCCAAACAUGGUCACCCAUGGACUCUCCGCACCAAGCGUUGCUUAACUUCAACUGAUUUGUGACCUGAGCUCUAUGCAUAUUACCUUGAUGCAGGUGUUGUUAGAUACACGUCUAUAUAUAUUAUAUAUAUAUGCAGGUGUCUGAUACGUACAGAUGUAUAAACUGCUGGGUGGGACAUUGCAUUCAUCUGCGAUCUGGAAGUUUCUGUAUCAUUUUGUAUAGUCUAAAUAUUUAUUUGCACAUUAGGUACAUGUGCAGCGAUGUUAAUUAUGAAAAUGGAGAGAUAGCCAUUUCAUGUUUUUUACCACUUACCAUCUAAAAGUGCUGAAACUUGGUGUCUGUAAGAUUUUCAGAUUACCCAAUGAAAAUGUUGAGUUUUCUCAAUGAAUUUAGUGAUUGAAUUAAUUUGUCAAGACCUGUUAAGUAAAAUUGGUGUGUGUCGAUUAUGGAUUUGGUAUUCAACCAUCUCUGACAAUGAAAUAUGAACUUUGUUUUAAAUCGAGGUGUUAUCAAGUAUAUGACAGUUUUGUAUAUUUUGAUAUACAUUAGAACUGUUUGCCUGUCCCAACCUUACAUUAUCAUGUAGAGGAAUUUGUCCACUUGGAUAUGUCUUUCAAAGUGAUGCUUUAACAACUUAAAUAUACUUUAACUGCAAAUGUUUAUGAAAGUGUUAAUGUGUUGUAAAGGUUAAUUGCUACACUCACUUGAAAAUUGGUGUUAGGAAAUCUGUUUUGUUUAAUUGAAUACUUAAUCAAGUUAUUUAAAAAUCCUUCUGACUUUACUACCUGUAUAAUUCAGAUUUUAUCCAUGUCAUUAUAGCAUUACUGCAUUGCGGUGUUGUCAUAAGGUAGAUUGAAACACAUCUGGGACUUCAUUCUAUUGUUUGAGCCUACCAUUAAUAGACAGAUCGUUACUUGAGCGUUUAGCCCUUCUGCAAGCUCAUCACAAAAGAUGAUACAUGCCUCUUUUGAAUGUUUUGUGAAAGUGAGUAGGGAUGUGCUUUAAAUAGGGGACUGUCAUUGUUACUUUCGGUUCCUUAACAGUUCUAGGCUACAUUUUUCUAGGCUGGAGAGUUACUCCCCUUGUCCUAUCAUCCUCAUCAAGUGGUAAAGAUGUGUAUUGUGUUUCUCAGUGAUGCUAGUGUGCGAACUGAAAGGAUUUGUUUCAAGCAGCCCUCAACCCACCUGCUGCAACAUAUUUAUUAUGCCCUGAUGAAUUUCAGUUUCCAUAUGCAAAGGUUCAAAAUAUUGAGUUUGUGUACUAAUACAUUUGAUUUUGAAAAUAAACAUGUUAAACAAU
Molecule: messenger RNA, 4830 nt
Organism: Haliotis rubra (blacklip abalone)
Lineage: Eukaryota; Metazoa; Mollusca; Gastropoda; Lepetellida; Haliotidae
Product: cyclin-D-binding Myb-like transcription factor 1
Exons: 17
Coding region: 104-2209 (701 amino acids)
Biological process (GO): regulation of transcription by RNA polymerase II
Cellular component (GO): nucleus
Molecular function (GO): RNA polymerase II cis-regulatory region sequence-specific DNA binding; DNA-binding transcription factor activity, RNA polymerase II-specific
Source: RefSeq, a predicted model, not a curated record